GCAUGCUGAAGAGAAUGAAAAAAACAAAACGGAAUUUUUUACGGGAAACUUUAGGCGUAAGGUUUCAAUCAUCAUUUCCGGUUAUGAGAAAAUGGCAUUAGCAAAGAGACCACAUGGUCCAAAUAUUUUGAUAACUGGAACUCCAGGCACAGGAAAGUCUACGUUAGCAGCAGAACUUGCCCAGAAGACAAACUUGAAAUAUGUCAACAUAGGUGAAAUAGCCAAGGAUGGUCAGUUGUUUGAGGGAUGGGAUGAACAGUAUCAGUGUCCUAUUCUGGACGAGGACAGAGUAAUAGAUGAACUGGAGGAGGUCAUGUCUGCAGGUGGGAACAUUGUGGACUACCAUGGGUGUGAAUUCUUUCCAGAGAGAUGGUUUGACAUUGUCUUUGUUCUCAGAACGGACAAUUCAGUUCUGUAUGAAAGACUAGAAAACAGAGGUUACUCGGGUAAGAAAUUGGAAGACAACAUCCAGUGUGAAAUUUUUCAGACCAUUUUAGAUGAAGCUAGAGACUCGUAUAAAGUAGAUAUUGUGCAUGAACUUCCCAGCAAUAAUCCUGAAGAUCUGGAGGACAAUUUAGAGAAAAUAUCCGCCUGGAUUCAACAAUAUGUCACAAACCAAGGAGGAAUUGUGUAGCCAGUCUUGGUGUUAACUUGCUGUUAAGCAUAUUAUUGUACAAACGGUGCAUUUGGUUUGUAACACAUUCUGUUAAAGGUACCAUAACUAUUUUUUUCAAAUGAUAAAAUGAAAUGUUCACAGGUUGGCCAGGUUUAUUUGACUAUAUAUCCUAGUACAACAAUUGCAGAUGAUUUUCUUGUAGACUUAAAGAAGAAAAUUUUUGAUACCGGUAUAUAAAAUGAAAAGUAAUUAGCAUCUUCUAAAUGUAAACAUUAUUUUACAUUGAGGUACCGGUAUGCAGAGUGAGUAGCUUGUAUGGGCAGCUGAAUCUUGGUUUCCAGGUUUCUUCUGUAUAUGAACUAUGUUAAAAUAAA
This is a messenger RNA of Magallana angulata, 990 nucleotides long. Its product is annotated as adenylate kinase isoenzyme 6-like. The transcript is spliced from 4 exons. The record is from RefSeq and is a predicted model, not a curated record. Bases 92 to 634 code for a protein of 180 amino acids. Gene Ontology annotation, cellular component: cytoplasm; nucleus. NCBI's taxonomy places the organism in Eukaryota, Metazoa, Mollusca, Bivalvia, Ostreida, Ostreidae. Gene Ontology annotation, molecular function: ATP hydrolysis activity; AMP kinase activity; ATP binding.